This is a messenger RNA of Dictyostelium discoideum AX4, 510 nucleotides long. RefSeq lists its product as hypothetical. The coding region runs from base 1 to 510 and encodes 169 amino acids. The record is from RefSeq and is a predicted model, not a curated record. Lineage: Eukaryota; Evosea; Eumycetozoa; Dictyosteliales; Dictyosteliaceae. The transcript has 2 exons. Gene Ontology annotation, cellular component: mitochondrial intermembrane space.
AUGAAUACAAUACAACUUCAACCACCUAAAAGUUGUGAUUAUGUAGAUUUAAAAGAUUUCCUUGUUUUUGCAAGAAAAGACAAUGAUAAUUUUAUAUAUGAAGUUAAUAAAAUUAAAAAUGGAGAAAAUACAUUAAGUGAAUGUGAAAAGGUAUGGAAUUCACUUGAAAGUAAACAGUUAUUACGUAGUCAACUUAUUUUAAAUUGUAUAGAAGAAACAAAAAAAGAAAUUGAAUCAUUAAAUACUCCUAUUAUCACAACUACUACCAAUAAUAAUAAUAAUAAUAAUAAUAAUAAUAAUAAUAAUAAUAAUAAUAAUAAUAAUAAUAAUAAUAAUAAUAAUAAUAAUAAUAAUAAUAAUAAUAAAAAUAAUAAUAUCAUGGAAAAUUCUAUAGAUCAAACAGAAAAAAGAAAAUUAACCAAUAAAUUAAAUAUGUUAAAUAUGGAAUUAGAGGUUGAAUCAAUUUUAACAGCAGCAGCAAAAAAAGUUUUUCAUAAAGUUUGUAAAUAA